AGGAAGUGACGUGAAGCGGCGGUGCGGCCUAGGCAUUGCUGACCGAACGUGGGCUGGUAUGUCGGCUUUGACGCGUGUAGCGCCUUUAGCGCGCGUUGGAGGCCACUUCUUUAGGGGCCUACGCGCGCGGGCGGCUGGAGGUGCUGGAGUCCGUCAUGCUGGUGGAGGUGUGCAUAUCGAGCCCCAGUACAGGCAGUUUCCCCAGCUGACCAGAUCCCAGGUGAUCAAGGCAGAGUUCUUCAGUGCAACCAUGUGGUUCUGGAUUCUCUGGCGCUUUUGGCAUGACUCAGAUGCCGUGCUGGGUCACUUUCCAUAUCCAGAUCCUUCUCAGUGGACGGAUGAAGAAUUAGGUAUACUUCCUGAUGAUGAAGACUGAAAAUGUAGACUCAACUCUUUCCAAGAACCAGGUGAGAAUUUCAAGAAGUUACAGACAUCAUACUGUAUAUUAAGUUGUAAAUUAAAGUUUUGGUCAAGAAUGAGGAACUGAGUUAUGGAUAUUUCUGGUAAUGACAACCACCCUUUAUGGAUUAUUUCCUGUGCUCCCAACUGCUGUGCUAACUGGUUAUAGCCCGUUUGGUAGGUCUUCUUGGGUACCCCAUGGUGUCGAUAGAUAAGCCUUAGUGCCAUUUAUCAGUGAGGACAUCGAGGUUCAAGGAAAUGAAGUAACUUGCUUAGGGUCACACACUGAUGAGUGAUGACAUUAGGUCUGACCCCACGCUUAACUACAGUGCCAUACUGCCUACCUCCUUAGCUGAUGUCUUAGUCGUAUGUACACUGACAGUUUAUGUGAAACUCUUGCCAUUUCUCUACUGCUAGUGUAUUCUUGCCCAAGUAUACAGAGGUUUGAAGUCGGUGUGGUCCAUCUGUUGUGUUUAUGUAUCUCUUGUGGGCUGGGCAUUGUGUUGAGUCACCAUUUGUGGAACUCUUAAGACACACGUCUAACUAGGAAUUCUUAGGGACCAGAGGAAUGUGAGAUAAGGGUGAAAUAGGAUGAUGUAGUUUUUCAAAAAUUUGUUUCAAAAGUAUUUUUCAGCCUUCUGUAGCAUCACAAUUCUGAGAGGAGGUAGGACAGAAUUUUCUUCUAUCUACAGAUAAAAAUAUGCAGUAGAGGGGCUUCCCUGGUGGCGCAGUGGUUGAGAGUCCGCCUGCCGAUGCAGGGGACACGGGUUCGUGCCCCGGUCCGGGAAGAUCCCACAUGCCACGGAGCGGCUGGGCCCGUGAGCCAUGGCCACUGAGCCUGCGCAUCCGGAGCCUGUGCUCUGCAACGGGAGAGGCCACAACAGUGAGAGGCCCGUGUACCGCCAAAAAAAAAAUGCAGUAGAGUGGCUUAAUGACUUGCCCAGAAGCAUAACUAUUCAUAUUUUUAAUUUAGGUUUUUGACCACCUAGGUGUUGGGAAUACCAUGCUAAACAAGACAGAUGAGAACGUAGAUUUUAGGAAGGGCAGACAAGUAGAUAAGUGAGAUUUACUAAUUGCUGUGAAGGAAAUAACAUUGGGUGCCAGAGAUGGUUGAUGCUGAUCUUUUUGGUGGGCGGGGAAGACAUCUGAGCUGAAACCUGAACAAGUAGCAGGAACCAGUUGUGCGGGGUCUGAAGGAAGAGUGCCUCAGGGACAAGGAAUAGCGAGAACCAAGGUCUAGGGAGGGACCAAGGUCACCAUGUUUAAGGGACAGAAAGUCCAGUGGGGUUCCAGCAGGGGAGGAGAGGGUGGGACUAGAUGAGAUAAUAGGUCAUGGUUGCAGGUUUAGAUUUUAUGUUAAAUGCAGUGAGAAAGCUUCUGACAGGCUCUAGGCAGGGGGUGGUCCAAUUCGAGUUCCUAGUUCUUAGGUUUUUCACAUCCCCCCUUUGGUUCUCCCUAGGUGUUAGAGUGGGCAUAAUGGCAACAAAAGCUAAGUGGAACAGUUUCACCCUCCCCGCUGCCAGCUCCAGCAGUCCUGAGCCUGUUGCACAGGGUGUCUGAGGCUCUCCUUGGUUUUGUGUUUACUCACCUGUGUAGGAGUGUGCUGUCUCACCUGAUAAAUAUUUAUGGUCUUUAAAAGACCGUUAGAUCUCUGUGUACUUUUUAGGUUUCAUUUAUUUGUUGUUCUCCACUGCCGCCACCCCCUGCCACCCCCGCCCCGAUGGAUGAAAGUUGUUUCGGGAAGGAAUACAAUCUGCAACAGUGAACUCAAGUAGGAUAAUCCCAUUAGCUUUUUUCCUUAGAAAUCAAUCAGAGUUGCUUGACUUGAAUUAAAAAAUAACUUUAAAACUAGCAGUCUUCUAAAGUUGGCCAGUGUGGCCUCCACAUGCUGGAUCCUCUUUUCCAUACCUGGGCUGUGAAAUCAGUUUGCACUGAUGCAGAAAUUGUCCCAGCCCAAGGAAUAGGCCUCCACCCUCCUCAUAUUCUUUCCAUUUUAUAGAUGAGUAAGUUGAGCUGUAGAUAGGUAACUUGCCCAAGCUACAAGUUAAGAGAACUGAGGUUCAAAUCCUGGUUGUCUGGCUGUAGGUCUGAGUGAGGUAGAUGGUGUAAAGCUUUUUGAUCAUGACCUACCUACUCUAAGAAAUAAUUUUACAUUGUGACCUAGUGUGUGGGUGUAUGUAUACAUAUGUACGUAAAUAAUACAAAAGUUUUAUGAAAACUUAUGUUACAUUUUCUUUUAUAUUCUAUUCUACAUUUUAAAAAAUGGUUGAGACUGAUUUUACUACCCACUAAUGGGUUUCAACCUGCAGUUUGAAAAACUGGCACAGUGCUUGAGGAACUCAGGCUCUGGAGCCAAACUUGCUUGGUCUGACUCAUAGUUCUACCAUUUAUUUACUUGCUGUGAGUUUGGGCAGACUACUUAUUUGAACUGUGCCUCAAUAUCCUCAUUUGUAAAAUGGAUUAAAUAGAUUAAAUGAGUUAGCACACAAAGCCCUCAGAACCACAUCUGGCAUGAAGGAAUGGAAGCAACUAUUAUUUCUAGACCAUUGGGUCUAAGCUAAGUUUAUAGUGACCCUUGAAUCCUGGUUUGAUUUUUAUAGAAAAGCCUCCAUAUGGAGAUAAACUGUAAACAUUAUUUCAGCAGAUGCAGUACCACCCUUCUCCUCUGCCUAAAGCAAGACAGACAUUUAGGAUGACCUUUUCUUCCUUCCUAUUGAGUUGCUAAAAGUACAUUCUAAGUCAGUUUUAGUGUGUAGCCUGGUAGAUGGACAGAUGUACCUUCAUAAAUGGAAAGGUAGGCAGUGAAAGAAUUAUUGAUGGCAACAGAAUAUUAAGUGUCAAAUUUUAACACACAAAUUUGUAAGUUUACUAAGUUUCCUAUGGAAACUUGAGUGUAAAUACCACAAUUGAUUACCUAAUAAAGUUAUGAGACCAGGGAGGUACUGUGUAAGGAACACCUGUUGUGCAUGUUCUGGGAAGGUACAGAAGUCAUCUUGGUUCCACUUGCUUCUAGAACUAUUCUGUAGAAGAGGCUGACCCGGGUACCUUUUGCCACCAAUCUCAUCAGGAGCUUCAGCAGGACAUCAGUGUACAGUGGAGGAAACAGGAGCUGCCUGAGCUGGUACUGACCUGCCUGAGCAACUGGGCCUUUACCUUUUAUCACCUGCAUGAGCAGUGGGCUUGCUUGCCUGGAGAAGACAGAAGGAGCAAGUGGAAUACACCUGGCACAAUAUCCAUUUCUAGCUACAAACUCAAUGUCACUCAAUUUCACUAUAACCAUCAUCACAACCACAACAAAAUUUUAUACAUACAGUAUAUAUAAAAUGCAUAGUAGUGAUCUUGGAAACAAAAGUCAUGACUGAGUCCUGGCUACGUGAGCCUAGGGAAGUCAUCCCUGGGGGGAUUCAUAUUCAGUAGCUGAUGAGGGGACCAUGAAAUCUUUAAGGCUGAACCAUAUAAACUUUUUUUUGGCCGUGCCUCGCAGCUUGUGGGAUCUUAGUUCCCCAACCAGGGAUUGAACCUGGGCCCCCUGCAGUGGAAGUGCAAAGUCCUAACCACUGGACUGCCAGGGAAGUCCCUAAACCAUGUAAUCUUUAAGAACUCUUUUGGCUCUAACAUUUUACGAAUCUAGGAGAACUACACAGCCCAGACAGUAGGCCCAAUUACUACAGCCCCUGAUAAAAUUUCAGAAGAGCUAGUAUGGUAGGGUUCUUUAUAAUAGAAUUUUAUCACAAUAAUUAAAAGUUUCAUAAUUCUGGACUAAAUUUUAAGGAAAACUUAUAGAAUAAUGCAUUAAGAAAUGAAUCCACAAUUACCCUACUGUAAUCAUGUAUGAAGGUUAUUUAAAAAUGAGUUUCUGUAAUUAUUACAGAAUUACAUUUUUCAGAUGAGAAAACUGCAGUUCAGAGAAAAUACUUGUCUCAACAGCAUUUUAUGAUUUGCUGGAGAGGCAUGAAGACCAGAAACCAGAUUCCUCAAAUAUGUACCAUCUUGAAGACUUUUCUGUUUAUAUUUUUCUCAGACAUAGGGUUUCCAGGUAAAGUCUUAAAAUUGUUUACCUCUCCUCUGGAAACUGCCUGGUAAUAUGACAUAGCCUUGAUGAUAUUCUAGGUGUCUUUCAAGCUUUAUGAAAUCAAAUGCAUAAAAUCAACUCAUGGGGGAAGGUAGCCAGCAUUAAAAAAAAAAAAAAAGUGUAAAACAGGAGUGCAUAGUUUCAAAUAUAUGUAUUUGUGUGUACUGUCUGUGUUCCUAUAGAAAAUGUAUUACUGGAAGUUGUGUCAAAAAAGUUUGAAAGAUACCAAAGUUCAGAAAAUGGAACUUCUACAGACUACUACUUAAACGACUCUAUUACAGCACACACUUCAUUUGAGCCACUGGAGGGGAACAGUCAGAUCACAGCAUCAUAAAAUGCUUGAGAAUAAUCACCAACACCAGAUAAAAAACUCUACUACAAAAGUGUAGCCGGUGCAAUGUACUAGGUAUUCAUCUUGACAAUUUACUUUUAAAAUAUUUCUCAUAAAUACCUCUGCCCACCAAGCGGUAACUGGAAACAAUGUACACUUCUUAGUUCCUCCACUGCCUGAUAGAACUGACCGUCAAAAGCCCUACUUCCAUUAUUGAAUGUGACAGUGCUAGAAAAAUGAUCUUGAUAAAGACUUCUCCAUGCAGUCAAUCUUUAUUAUAGCAGUAUUCGCAUAUUCACAUCAAGUACAUAGAACUUUUUUGCCUUUUAUAUAGUACAGAGUUUUUAAAUAACUUUACACAGAAAUAAAUUUCUUCAAUCUGAAUUUCAGCUAUCUUUUUUUUAAUUCUCCAUGCUUUCUAUCCAAACUGAACAAUAUUUUCCAUUGUACAAAUUUACAUGAGAAAAACUCCAAAAUACAAGUGAAAGGACCUGAGCAGGAAAGAGAACCCAAAGUAUCAAGAAGCAGGGAUGGGGAAGAAUUGAAAAAAAAAAAUUCAAGCAAACACUGAGGAUUAAGGGACAAGAGGGAAACAUCAUCCGUUUGACUGAAAAUAAAUGUCUUUUUUUAUGAAUUGAAAAAUAAGCUUUAAAAAUAGUUACUCCUUUGUAAUUUUCGCAAAGCAGGUAUAGAGAGGUCUGUGGACAAUUAAAAAGUCCCCAUCUUUUCACUGGGCACACCCCAGACUCCAUGAGAACCUUUUCAAUGCUUGAGCGGAACUGAAGUGAACUAAACCCAAACCUCUGGCAGCAAGAGAGGAGAGGAAUGUGAAUGUGAAUCGCCAUAAGGUUUGGAGUAAACCAGGGGCCAUUAACUCACUGCAGUUAAAACAUGAAGGAUUUCCCUUUCCCCUCUCUUACAGAAGAAUUGUCCUCAAACCGAGAAAUAAGUGAAAGGCGGGGGGUGGGGGUGGGGCGCGGAUUUCCUUUUUCUUGGUCCAAACCAAAGAGCAAUCAUAACUACUAAAUAGAAUUCAAAGGGACAUAUGUUAAACAGUUAAUUUCAAUCUCCUCAUAGUUGUACACUCAUAUUUUAGAAGAAACAGCAACUGCUGAGUGAGGAAAGGGUCAGAGUGCACAACAAAUGAAUGAGCUAUGUCACUGUGAUAGAGUCCUUCAAAUCAGGCGAUAUGAAGGCCAAGCCGAGACUAUAACCUGUGGCAUGGCCAAAGGAAACACACAGGACCCAACAAAGGCGUUUUCAAACGAAGGAGGGAAAAUUUACAGCAUACACACGCAUACACACCCCUGGAUGUAAACUAACAUAACAUGAAGAUAAAUAAGACAUAAAGGUUAGCCAUUUAUGUUGGUAAUUAACAUGAAUAAAAAGGCAUUAUAUGUUUACAUAGCUGGUUUUAAUCAGCUACAGAACACAGGCAAAUGUAUUAGGAAGGAAUGAUUUUUUAAAAAACCCGUUCACAGCUUAGAAUAAAAAGCACACUUAUUGCACUCUUAACAUUUUAUUUCAGGUAAUUAUAGUUUAUUUCCCACCCUCACAUCAAUUCUUCCCUACCCCUAGACUUACUCCCAUACCCUCCCCCCUCCCAUUUUGGUCCAUUUUGUCUACACCUGUGCCUAGACUGUGAGCUUUGUUGCUUAUGCUAGUCUGACGUUUCCUCUUACGUAACACAUACUCCACCAAAACACAAGUGGGUUAAAAAAAGCUUAACACACAAAUGUAACACAAUAAUUCUCAAAACAAAACCAACUUACUAAGCAACUUACUCAUAAGCCCUAUCUCCACUCCUGUAAACAGAACACUUCCUCUGCUCCACCUCUUCAGUGAAUUUCAUGCCCAAUUCCCUACAUAGAUUCUGUGAUGAGAACCAGCCACUCGCGGGUGCUGGACAAUGUGCUCAGCCUGCCAGGAAAAGCAGAUGGUUUGCACAAAUCUUUUUUUUUU
Globicephala melas (long-finned pilot whale) is the source of this 6764-nucleotide messenger RNA. RefSeq names its product NADH:ubiquinone oxidoreductase subunit B2 (gene NDUFB2). The record is from RefSeq and is a predicted model, not a curated record. Gene Ontology annotation, biological process: mitochondrial respiratory chain complex I assembly. Gene Ontology annotation, cellular component: mitochondrial inner membrane. Lineage: Eukaryota; Metazoa; Chordata; Mammalia; Artiodactyla; Delphinidae.